UAUACUGGGUUUUAGAAAAGUUGAGAAGGCGACCCGGCUAGCUACCACAGUAAUGCGUAAUCACGGAGAGCUUUAAUCGAUCCUUUCUUCAAUUUCUUCUACGAAGUCUCUUCAAUUUAAUCAAACGGCGAGAUAGAAAUAGUAGUUAGGUUCCGUUGACAAGUAAAUAUCAGGAGUAGCCAAACAUCAGCUUGUAAAAAAUGGGUCAAAAUGAAAACGACAACCAAGUGCUUGAUUACAGCUGGCACCAGACUGACAAGGCUGUAUUCAUCAGCUUGAAGUCUGGGCCCGGACUCAGUGAUGACGACGUAGACUUUGAAAUCACUAGCAGAGACCUACACCUUAGACUUAAGGAUGGUCGUGACUGGUUGUGUGAGUUCUUCAAGGAAGUUGACCAUCCGACGUGCAGCUUCCACGUCGAUGAGAAAGAAAUUGGAAUCCAGAUUGAGAAAGCUGUCCACGGUCAGACGUGGCCACAGCUACAGGCUGAUCCCACUUCCUUGAGGAACGGCACCCCCGAUCCACCUGUUUCCAUCAGCACCGCCGCCCCCUCCACACCCCCCAAGAUGUCAGCCUCCGCACCCCCACCCCCUCCCCCUCCCCCACCCAGGGCCCCGACUCCUCAGCAGUCAGUCCAUGCUCCUGUACCACCGGCUCUGUCUGACGUUGAAAUCCAACGGCCGCCAAAAGCGUACAUCAUUAACCAUGCCAAGAAUGACUGGUUUGAGAAAGACCUUUCAAGUUUAGCCCUCCACAUUUACAUCAAGGAAAUCGACAAGGAGUCCAUCGAUGUCAAUUUCCGAGACCAGGAGAUGACAGUCAGAUUCAAGACAAAUGACCAGAAGUUUCUACAGCUUCACACUGAUUCCAGCGGUGAGACUCUCUUCAGCUGGACCAUCCACUUGAAGAAUUCCAUCUUACCAGAGCAGUGUACAUACAAGAUAACCCAGUACAGGCUGGAGGUGCUCCUGAGAAAGAAGGUUCCUGAGAGGUGGGGUUCCUUGGAGAGGGCCAUGACGAAAGCAGCCAAUUCAACGGUCCACAGCAGCGGUUCAAGCAAAUGGAUGCCGCUAUCAGCCGCCAAGAACCAAGAUACCGAGGAGAUGGCCAAAGAUAUGGGCUCCGAAAAGGAUAUGCUGAGAGGAGCGGUGGGCGGGGCCAAGUCGGUGGAUGCGGGGGCGGAUAACAGGUCACAGCCCCUCGUUACGAAGCCAACCUGCACAGUGCCCCCGCAGUCUCACCUGCCGGGUACCAGUCAAUCAGCAACCAAGGCAGAGCUCUACUACAAUCCAGGCUUCACAGGGUUAGACAAUCUAGGCAACACGUGCUUCAUGAACAGCGUACUGCAGGUCCUGGCCAACACGCGAGAACUCAGGGACUACAUGCUCGAUUCUAACAUGAAGAGUGAGAUUAACUACAGUAACCCGCUAGGCACCGGGGGCACCCUGAUCCUGACGUUUGCUGUUCUUAUGAGGUCGCUCUGGUCGGGUAAAUUCAGGUCCUGUGCUCCGUCAAAACUCAAGAACACGGUUGCGAGUAAAGCCAGUCAGUUUAUGGGCUUUGCACAGCAUGACGCACAGGAAUUCAUGGCAUUUCUGCUGGAUGGUCUUCAUGAGGAUUUGAACAGGGUCAAGAACAAGCCUUACAUCGAGGCUCAGGAUUCAGACGGCAAAGCAGAUGAGGAAGUGGCAGAGACUGCCUGGCAGGCCCACAAGAAGCGCAACGACUCUUACAUCGUUGAUCUCUUCCAGGGACAGUACAAGUCCAAGUUGGUCUGUCCAGAGUGCGGAAAGGUGUCUAUAACCUUUGACCCCUUCAUGCACCUGUCAGUCCCCCUCCCCAAGAAGAAGAGAGUUCUUCCUGUCUUCUUCUUUUCCAAGGACUACUACCGGAAACCAGUCAAGUAUGUGGUGGCCCUGUCUACAGAUGCCACUGUGGAGGAACUCAAGUCAGUCAUGGCAGAGAAGACCGGAGUCCAGGCUAUCAAUUUACGGGUAUUUGAGAUGUAUAGCAACAGGGUUCAGAAGAUAUUCAACAAGGCUAGCAGUCUCAGCAGUGUGUCCAACAAUGAUAUCAUAUUUGUGUGUGAGGUUUUGUCCAAGGAGGUAUCAGGCGAAGAGGUACAUGAAGUCACUGUCAUGCAGCGCAUGAUGAUGCCAGCCCCAGUGUCUCGCUGCUCCUACUGCAGGAAGGAUAGAGAAUCAGACCACUCCCUCAAACACUGCACAAAAUGCUACAGAGCGGGAUACUGUGACCCUAACUGCCAGAAGAAGCACUGGCCGACCCACAAGAUGUCCUGCCGACGAGACUUGGAGCCCGUCGGCUGUCCCUUUGUCAUCAGUCUGCCCGCUUCCCACUGUACCUACGCCAGGCUGUGUCAAGCCAUGGAGGCAUUCGCAAGGUACUCCACAAAUAUAUUUCAGCCACCGGUGACGGCAACUUGCAAGCCGCCCACUCCAUCCACCCCUCCCGGCUCCACGGCACCCACAGACACAAUUGAAACAUCCCAGUCAAGCCCUAUUGUCAGGGGCCAGGGUGAUGCAGCCGGACUGGUCCAUUCCGAAGACAGGGUGGAUUCGGGCGGAGAGGGCAGGGUGACACUAGAGGAUUCCAUGCGAGAAGAAUGCAGAAGUGGUUCUUCGACCGAGCAAACUGAGACGACCAGUGAGGAAAACAUGAAGCAUAAACCAAGCGAUGGUGUCACAACAGCUACCAUUCACGGUCAGCCCCAGCUACCAGAGAGGACCAUGCCGCCAUUCUUCAUCAAACCAGUCAACAUGUCAGGGUAUGGACUGAUCAAACCCCAAGGGGAACGUAUCAGCGACAAGGGUGAUAAUCCAAUCGAUCUGAAGCAAUACAACUUCCUAGCCAUGGACUGGAGGAACGAUCCUAAACAGCAGAAUCACGUCCUGGUGGAGUCCAAAUCCCUGGAAUAUGAGGAAGAUGAUUCAGUGUAUGAAUUAUAUGAAGAAGAGAAGAGUACAACAAUUGAUCAUUGCCUGAACCUCUUCACUGAACCGGAGAGACUGACACCAGAUGAAGCAUGGUAUUGCCCUCAGUGCAAGGAGCACCGGGAAGCCACCAAGCAGAUGUCUCUCUGGAGGCUUCCCUCCUCCCUCAUCAUCCAGCUCAAACGCUUCUCCUUCAAGAACAUGAUCUGGAGAGAUAAGAUCGACAAGCUGGUCCGCUACCCCAUCAGGGGACUAGACUUAACCCCUUACUGUCACGGAUUGAAGGGCCCGGUACCACCCAUCUAUGACCUGUAUGGCGUCAUCAACCAUCACGGGGGUAUUCUAGGGGGGCAUUACACCGCCUUGGCAAGACUGCCUAGCCGGGAAAGCUGGAAGAAGAACGAAUACGAUUGGCGUCUGUUUGAUGACAGCCACGUGUCGCAGAUCUCCGAGAAGAACGUCUGCACCCAGUCAGCGUACCUCCUGUUCUACCGCCUCCGUCAGCCGUACAUCCCCUACAUGCCCCUCCCCCUGAAUGACGAUAUGCCCCGCCCACUGACUGCCGAUGCACCCAUGGACUGCGAGUCUGCUCAGAGCGCUCCCUCGCUGAAGAAGGUUGCCCUGGAGGGGGAGGGCGCGAAUAUGAAAGACGCGGAAGAAGCGGAUGCAGAUAUGCAAGCGCAGGAUGGGGCGGGGUCAAAUUUAGUGGGAGGGAAGGCUUUCCCAGCUGAGCGCGAAGCUAGUGCAGAUACCACCCCCAAGAAUGUGAAAGAUAAGGAUGAACUUCCUUACACCGACAUGGAGGAUAUCGAUUAAAAAUCGAUAUCAUCUCAGGGAAAGUGAAUGCAGUCAUGCAAGCGCAGGAGGGGGCGGGGUCAAAUUUAAUGGGAGGGGAGGCUUUCCCAGCUGAGCGCGAAGCUAGUGUAGACACCAUCCCCUAGUAUUUAAAAGAUAAGGAUGAACUUCCUUACACCGACAUGGAAGAUAUCGAUUAAAAAUCGAUAUCAUCUCAGGGAAAGUAAAUGCAGUCAUGUAAGCGCAGGAGGGGGCGGGGUCAAAUUUAAUGGGAGGGGAGGCUUUCCCAGCUGAGCUCGAAGCUAGUGUAGACACCAUCUCCUAGUAUUUAAAAAGAUAAAAAUCCUUACACCAACAUGGAAGACAUCGAUUAAAAAUUGAUAUCAUCGCAGAUGAAGUGAAUGCAGUUUUGCAAGCCCGGGGGGGGGGGGGGGGUCAAAUAUAGUGAGAGUGGGGGCUUUCCCAGCUGAGCGCGAAGCUAGUGUAGACACCACCUCCAAGUAUGUGAAAGAUAAGGAUAUAACUUCCUUACACCGACAUGGAGGAUAUCAAUUAAAAAUCUAUAUCAUCGCAGAUGAAGUGGAUGCAGUAAUGCAAGCAUAAGAUCCUUACACCAACAUGGAAGAUAUCGAUUAAAAAUUGAUAUCAUCGCAGAUGAAGUGAAUGCAGUUUUGCAAGCCAGGGGGGGGGGGGUCAAAUAUAGUGAGAGUGGGGGCUUUCCCAGCUGAGCGCGAAGCUAGUGUAGACACCACCUCCAAGUAUGUGAAAGAUAAGGAUAUAACUUCCUUACACCGACAUGGAGGAUAUCAAUUAAAAAUCUAUAUCAUCGCAGAUGAAGUGGAUGCAGUAAUGCAAGCACAGAAGCAGGAGGAGGGGGAGGGGUCAAAUUAAGUGGGAGGGGAGGCUUUCCUAGCUGUAGAUAACCACCUCCAACUACUUGAAAUGAUGAAUUUCCUUACACCAACAUGGAAGAUAUUGAUUAACAAUCUAUAUCAUCGCAGAGAAAAUGGAUACAGUCAAGCAGGAGCAGGAGGGGGAGGGGUCAAAUUAAGUGGGCGGGGAGGCUUUUCCAGCUGACCGCGAAGCAAGUGUAGAUACUAGCUCCAAGUACUUGAGAGAUAACUUUGAAGAAAUUCCUUACACCAACAUGGAGGAUAUCGAUUAGAAAUCGAUAUUAUUGAUACAAAUGUCUUCACAUCCCCUGCCACCCUGGUGAAAUUCCUUACACCAACAUGGAGUAUAUCAAUUAGAAAUCGAUAUAAAUUUCUUCGCAUCCCCUGACACCCUGGUGAAAUUCCUUACACCAACAUGGAGGAUAUCGAUUAGAAAUCGAUAUUAUUGAUAUAAAUUUCUUCAAAUCUCCAGCCACCCUCUCUUCAAUAUUUAAUCACAAAAUCUGCCUAGGGCAGAUUGAGUCUACUCAUGUUGUCAGUUUGUAGACUUCCUUGUCAAGUUGUAUUGUCCUUCAUUUAUUGCACUCUGAUAGAGUCCUUACAUUUUUAUCAAAAGGGAAGUCUGUGUAGAUGUAGUAAAUGUGUAAAGUUAGCAUUGAAAAUUGAUCAGAUCUCACAUGAAUGAAUAAUAAUAAUUUAAUAAUUUACACAUUUAUAUUUUGCCAAUUCCAUAUGAAUAUGAUCAAAUGCGCAUCACAAUUAUUAUCCCUGUUCAUCAGGAAUGAGACCAUUCUUUUUUCUGCAGCAGCUCGAGAUCAGCACAAUUUGUUCUCUACCUUCACAGGUACCCAUUUAUACACCUGGAUGGAGAGAGGCGAUUGUAGUAAAGUGCCUUGCCCAAGAGCACAAAGCACCGUGUUCCCCGUCAGGGUUCGAACCCAUGUACCACGGCACACGAGUCCAACACUGUAACCAUUUGACACAGCGCCCCACAGCAUGAUGUGUAGAUCUGAAUCUCAGACCCAGUGCUAAUCCCAAUAAACUAUUCGGUUCUGUUUUGGAGUUAUUGAAUGUCGGUUACUAAGACUAAGAGGUUCCGAUCAUACGAUAUCAAAGUACCAUGUGACCUGACCAUCCGGUUUUUCCCAUAAUCUGCCACCAUUGCAGUAGGCAAGCAUUUGGCUUGCAACCGCAUCAUUCAUCAUAAAAUAGACAGUAGGGCUUAUUUUCAUGUAAAAAUAUCCUGGAGCUACCGCAAGUGAUGACGAAGCAUCAUUUACUUCUCAUAUAUGGAGACCAUAGUGAUACAGGUUUAUAAUGGGCGACCUUGCCAUUUCCCAGCUCGCCGUUGGCAGAAUGCCGCCUUCCUGCAGCCUUCAGCCAAAUCCGGAAGGGUCAACUCAUCCUGUUUGGAACCUUCGUUGUGCCGGUUGUCAAGGUUACAAGCAAUGCUACCGUUGCCAAGCGCUCUGCAAUCCUGCCCGAGGCGAUGCGUAUUGCUUAACAAAACUUGCUUAUCAAAAUUAAUGUAACUCUUUUUCUUUUGAAGUUAAAAGGGAUGACAAGACAUUUUUUUGUAAAAUUAAUUCGGUUUGCUAUUAAAGUUUUAACUGUUUGAUUCCUUUUCAGAUUGAAGUUUGCCAUGAGUGAUGUUGCUUGACAGUUGCGUUAAGCCCAAUUUCAAUUGUCUACUAACAGAACUGUAGAGCUUAGGGAGUAAGCACGACGAAUAGAACACUAAAUUGGCAGCAGAAAAUGCUUCAAACUGGCACACAGCAAUGGAAACAUCUCCAUGCACAAUAAACAGUCACUCUAGUCUUGGCCGUGAAUGUGCUAGGUAAUGCCGCGUCCGAAUUUCUUGGCCACGGAAGGAAAUAACACACAAGUCUGUGGCCAGUGGCUGCAGCCGCUACCAUAGGCGCGUGUGCAGCCAAGUGAUCUGGACACAGCCUGAGACUGAAGUAUCUGCUAUUAAAUAAGCCUUGAUCCUCUGCCAUUUUAGCAGUUAGUUUCACUAGAAUCUGAAAUGUGCAGAGCUGCUAUCCUCAUCACAGACUUACUCAGCAGAAAAGUUUCCCCGUUAUCACACAUAGGUUACCAACUAAAACAAGAUGGGGUCUCUAUUGGUUGUGACUGGUCCUCGGCCAAUUUUUGCCGAGAAUGUCAAACUAGCCAGGCUAUAUUUUUCUGCCCAGCACCAUUAAAGAUUGCCCAACCGAUUGUCACCCUUUGUGCUUCAUUUUGUAUUAACAGGUGACUUUCCACCUGCAAGACCUUGGUGGUUUUCGUCUGAUCUGCUCAAUCAAUUACUCCAAGGCCUUGUGUUAUUGAUGUAAAUUAUUCAGUUUCCCUUCGACUAUUGAGUCUGCCCACGACAUAUCACAGGGUGAAUUAAUGAACACACGUACAUGCACAGUUCCUAUUACCAGGUGGUAGUGUUAAUAGUAAUAUGUCCUUCAGCAAGCUAUGCUACCUCAAUAUUUCUAGCUCUUCAACACUUUUGGGAAAAUUACUCUCCCGAUUUCUCGAAAGAGUUAUUUGAAACUUAUAUUCAUAAUUUCCAAGCACCCCCCUCCCCCGGAGAGCAACCCAAACUCCACUCCUUUUUCCCUAUCCCUAUAGUGUUAUGGUGUUUGAUAUUAUGUAGAUAUGUAUUUUUGUGGAAAUUGAUUUGGGUGUGACCUUUCUGUAGUUAUUUUUUCUUCAAAAUUUGUAAUGUGUUUUUAAGUAAUGUUAACUGCAAUACUAAGUUGGAUUUAAACCUUGUGAAUUAUAACGAAAUGUGUUUGAAAUGCAAAUAACUACUGACUGUUUCCUUGUACAAAAAAAAAUUGAAUUAAUAUUUAUUAACCGAUGUUUUUGAAAUAGAAUUGUAAUCGCCACCAAGUAACCAUCUACGACGUAGUUUCUCAGUAUUAUAUUCUGGUGAUGAUGGAAAUUGGUGAUGAAAAAUAUACCCAAGUUACUCAGAAAGCAAUGCAUAUUUGCGAUGUGUACAUAAUGUAUGGAUUUUUUUAAACAAUCGACUGCAAAUUAAAGAACAACUUGAAAAACGA
Messenger RNA from Patiria miniata (bat star), 7695 nucleotides. RefSeq names its product ubiquitin carboxyl-terminal hydrolase 19-like (gene usp19). Gene Ontology annotation, biological process: protein deubiquitination. Lineage: Eukaryota; Metazoa; Echinodermata; Asteroidea; Valvatida; Asterinidae. Gene Ontology annotation, molecular function: cysteine-type deubiquitinase activity. Bases 201 to 3767 code for a protein of 1188 amino acids. The record is from RefSeq and is a predicted model, not a curated record. The transcript is spliced from 29 exons.